GUGUGAUGAGUGCAAGCCGCUCACGUCAGAGCUCUCGUUUAUGGAAUUCCCUUUGUACCGAGUACUAUCACUUGUAAGAAAAGUAAAAAUCGGUCCUUACUUUCUGUAGCUUCGGUGAACGAACUCUCCCUCAUGGUCCGAACCAAUCUCCGUCGAAAGCAUUACGUCGGCAGCUUUUGGCCGACGCUGUCAGUCUUACUUCAAGGUACCAGGGCCGCUAUCAUUGGCAAUACUCAAGUUGCUGUGCUCAGUGAUAGCCUUGAUAAGAGGAUGUGUUCGAAUAUCUACACCAUGAAUUCCUACCAUGUCCUAUAUCUCACAAGAUCCCUAUCUGUGGCCAUUUCUCGACUAUAACUUCAUCUCUAGCUAUUUUUUAGUUGCAUCCUAUGCUGUGGUGGUAUACGAUUGGGCCUUGGCGUUCGGACAAGAGGU
Suillus bovinus is the source of this 432-nucleotide messenger RNA. RefSeq lists its product as uncharacterized. Lineage: Eukaryota; Fungi; Basidiomycota; Agaricomycetes; Boletales; Suillaceae. The coding region runs from base 133 to 354 and encodes 73 amino acids. The record is from RefSeq and is a predicted model, not a curated record. The transcript has 4 exons.